Phragmites australis (common reed) is the source of this 1576-nucleotide messenger RNA. RefSeq lists its product as uncharacterized. NCBI's taxonomy places the organism in Eukaryota, Viridiplantae, Streptophyta, Magnoliopsida, Poales, Poaceae. The transcript is spliced from 6 exons. The record is from RefSeq and is a predicted model, not a curated record. Bases 736 to 1116 code for a protein of 126 amino acids.
CCAGACUCAGGUUGCCGCCCAACGCCAACGGCUCGCCGGUUCGCCUCCGCGGCCUGCAAGCGCACGCAGGUGCUGCGGCUCGCAACACCAGAGGGCAGAGGCAACGCACCGCAGCGGCAGCAAGUAUGCUCCCGCCCGGCGGUCUCCCCGCCGCCUCCGCCGCCGCCGCCGCUCCCAACCGCAGCAGCCUCGAGCGCGAGCGCGCGCAUCCCGACUCCCCUCCACGUCUCCUGACGGCGCGCGGCGGGGGAAGUGGGGAACGCGGAAGUUGCGGAGGACGACGACGAGGAGGUGCUCGAGGAGGGGUUCCAGAGGUGGGCGGGCGGCGGUGAGGAGGACUACGACCAUGACCCCGAGAUCAGGGACAUUAUGGGUGACUACUUCGACGACCCCUAGAAGACCCAGACCCGCAUGGGUGCCCCUGCCUUCUCUUCUCCACUCUUCCUAUCAUCCGCGGGUGAGUGAAUUCCUUUUUCUUUAUGAUUGUCGGUUGGAUAAUUUGGUGGUUCUUGGGUGCCUUGUGCAGAUGGAGGAGAGGGUAAGGAAGAAGCGACGCAAGAUUGUGCAGGCCAAGACCGGCUCGCCCAACCCCACGAAGGUCGUCUUCAACAAGAUCUAGCCUACUAUAACUUGCUUGGGAUUAAAAGGCGCUGUUGUUGCUGCUGCUGCAUCUCAAUACAUGUGAAUGCAUUGUGAAAAUCAACGGAGGAGUAAUACUUGACCUUCAACAAUCUUAUGGAGACCUUCCUAAAUUGGGCUCUGCGAUCGUGGCAUAUAGUUGGGCGCCUUGGGGGCUGCAAUUCUAUGAAUAUGCAGUUAUCGCAGUUGCCUUUAGAUUGUAAAAGACCAAGUUAUGAUGCUCUUGAAGGAGCAAACAUCACCCCAACAUCCUUUUACAACAUUGGUGAUCUUGAGAUUCAAGAUAAUCUAGCACGUGUAUGGGUAGACAUUGGUAUUUAUGAACCGUUGCUUUUGGACAUCCUGCUUAAUGCCUUAACGACCAUAAGUUCAGAUCAUCUUGGUAUUAAGCAAGUACAGUUUGGAGGGUUAGAGUUCGAGAACUGGGAUGAGAACUUGAAAACAGAAGAAGCUGGAUAUAGUAUCCACAAAAUUUAGAAAAGCACAAUCCUGAGAUUUCAGAAGCAGCUACUAUUUUAACUACGGUGCGAAUACAGCAUCUGGUUCUUGAAUCAAAGACCUCAUAAGGGCUUCAACCACAGUGAUCCCGCAAAUGAAAAGAAAAAUGUUGACGACCCCAUGCAUGAAAAGUUGAUCCAUGUUUCUGCUAUCAACUUUUUCUUUAAAGGGGUCGCCACCUUACAUAAUUAUGCUAUUACAGGCCAUUGAUAAUAUCAUGGAUAUCUGUAAUAUCUUGGCUUCUAUGAUGUGCAACGUGCCAUGGUUACUCCACACACAGACUAGAUGGAAGAAAUGUUGAAGUCCGGAGAAAUGUUAAAGUAUGUUUGGUUAGUGUUAGAGAUUUUAAAGGAUCUUUCCACUUGGGGUUCUCUAAAUUGUCUGCUGCAUGUGUAGAGAUGCAAUUAGGUACCUAAUAGAUAGUUCUGGACUUAGUUUA